AUGUCUAAGCGAAACAGCAUAGCUUCAAAUACAUUAUUUAAUUAUUUUACUAAAACUCCUCCAAGUAACAAGAAACCAAAACAGAAUAGUGGUGAGAAUAAAGAUAAAUUAAAUAAUCCAGUCAAUAAAGAUGAUGUUAAACCAGAAAGCAAAAAACGCGAAAGAAAAUCUACUCCUUCGCCGAAAGUUAAUACAAGUUGUAAUAAUGACAGUGAUGAAGAGGUGCCAAUUUCAAUUAAAAAAAGGAAAAGAAUUAGGUUAAACCCUAUUGAUUCUGAUGAUUCAGAUGUAGAAAACAAAGGUUUUCUAGCAGAUAACAAAAUUGAAAAAGAAAAUGGUUCAGUACAAAAAGACAAAAUUUCCAUUGAAAAAAAAUUACAAGAAAGUUUCUCAUAUGAACCUGGUAAAUCCCCAGUCGGGAGUAAACUUAAGAAAGUGACACUCAAUGAUUCUCAAAUAAAAGCUGAGCCCCAAGAAUCAUUGGCAUCUGAUGAAGGCAAUUGGAAUCACUGUAAACUUGACUGGUUGAAACCAGAUAAGAUAAAAGAUUCUAAAGGGAGAAGGCCUGACCAUCCAGACUAUGAUCCUACCACACUUUAUGUACCUCCUGAUUUCAUGAAGAAACAAACACCAGGUCAUAAACAAUGGUGGGAAAUAAAAUCUCAACACUUUGACUGUGUGCUAUUUUUCAAAGUGGGCAAGUUCUAUGAGUUAUAUCAUAUGGAUGCAUCGGUUGGUGUUAAUGAACUUGGCUUCUCUUAUAUGAAGGGUGACUUUGCACAUUCAGGUUUUCCUGAAAGUGCAUACUCUCGCAUGGCUACCACUUUGAUUUCUAAAGGCUAUAAAGUAGUGAGAGUGGAACAAACUGAAACUCCAGAUAUGAUGCAAGAGAGGUGUAAAAAAAGCGGUCAGUCCAGCAAGGUGGUGCGGCGCGAGGUGUGCCAGGUGAGCGUGCGCGGUGCGCGUGCGCCGGGCCUGCAGGACGCGGGCGCGGCGCUCGCCGCCGCUGAGUACAUGCUGGCCAUCGCGGAAGAGGAAAACAAUGGCUGCAGCACGUUUGGAGUGUGCUUUAUCGAUACAACAAUAGGGCAUUUCCACAUGGGACAGUUUGAUGACGACAAACACUCCUCUAGACUUCUCACCACGCUCGCGCACUAUCCACCUGCUUUGAUAAUCUACGAGCGUAAGACAACAUCAACUAGAACAAGCAAGUUGCUAUCCACCCACUGCCACUCUGCAAGGCUCGAGUCUAUGCCUUUGUCCGCUCCAGACAAGACUCUCAAGUUGUUAGCUGAGAAGUACUACAGGACUAAUGAUGAUGGGGACUGGCCGGAAGGACUUAAACCGUUUUUAUAUGAAGGCGACGCACUAGGUCUGACACCAGCCAAAAACUCACACUUAACUAUAAAGGCUCUGGGUGGAUGUAUUGCUUAUUUAACAAAAUGCCUACUAGACAUACAAAUUCUUGGCAUGUCCCAGUUUUCUGAGUAUUCUCCACCCGAUGUUCUAAAUAGCACUUUAAAACAAGAGGAUAUGGUCGAUAAUGGAUGGACGGGAGGCAAUACAAUGGUAUUAGAUGCUAUUACGUUAAGGAAUUUGAGAAUUGUACAGGAUGAGGGAUGUUUGUAUGAUAAGCUGAACUUUUGUUCGACGCCAAUGGGGAAACGGUUACUAUACCAAUGGGUGUGUUCUCCGAGCUGCGAUCUCGCGUUGAUCAAAGAGAGGCAACAAGCGGUCAAAGCUUUGUAUGAAAACCAAGAGCUGUCACAGGAUGUGAAGAACUUAUUGGCUACCUUACCUGAUUUGGAGAGGCUUUUGGCUAAAAUACAUGCCCUCGGUAACUCUAAAAAGGCAAAAGACCACCCUGACUCCCGCGCCAUAUUUUACGAAGAGAAAACGUACUCAAAGCGUAAAGUACUGGAUUUUAUAUCAGUUUUAAACGGUUUUACGUCUGUUCUAAAAUUAUCCGAACUAUUUUCAAAUGAAGAAGCAGUUUUAUUACGAUCUAUAACACAAUUCGGACCUGAAGGGAGAUUCCCCGAUUAUAGAGACACAUUGAAAUUCUUUAAGGAAGCAUUCAAUCAGCAAGAAGCAGAGAAAGAAGGUCGUAUAUUGCCUGGCGCGGGGGUGGACCAGGAGUAUGACACCAUAUUGGAGGAGAUCAAGCAAAUAGAACAAGAGUUGAAAAACUAUCUUACUCAACAGGAAAAGUAUUUUAAAUGCAGGAUAACAUAUGUGGGCACAGAUAAGAAGCGGUAUCAAUUAGAAGUGCCACAAAGCGCAGCGGCUAAGGCGGGGCCGCAGUACCACAUGGAAGGGACAAGGAAAGGGUUUAAGAGAUACUCCACGGACGAGACUAAGGAUUUCCUCGCUCGAAUGAUUGCCGCAGAGGAACACAAAACGAAUGUAUUAAAAGAUCUAAGUCGUCGAAUUUUCGAGAAGUUCUCAACGAACUACAAUGAAUGGGAGAUGGCGGUCAAAUGUAUAGCUACAUUGGACAUUCUGCUUUCGUUUGCUGAGUUUGCCAGGCAACAGAUUGGAGAUGUUUGCUUGCCUGAAGUCACCUUCGAAAAGGGACAGGAGCCGUACGUGGAUAUAACCGGCGGCCGCCACCCGUGCAUGCCGCAGGCGGAGUUCAUCCCCAACGACGUGCGGCUGCGCGGCGCGCGCCUGCUGCUGCUCACCGGCCCCAACAUGGGCGGCAAGUCCACGCUCAUGCGCCAGCUCGGCCUGCUCACCGUGCUCGCGCAUCUGGGCAGCUACGUGCCGGCGCGGGCGUGCGCGCUGAGCGCGUGCGCGCGCGUUUUCACGCGGCUGGGCGCGCGCGACGACGUGCUGGCCGCGCGCUCCACCUUCCUGCUGGAGAUGCAGGAGACCGCCGCCGUGCUGCGCCACGCCACCCCGCACGCGCUCGUGCUGCUCGACGAGCUGGGUCGCGGCACGUCGACGUACGACGGCACGGCGCUGGCGGCGGGCGUGGCGGCGGCGCUGGCGGCGCGCGGCGCGCGCACGCUGCUCUCCACGCACUACCACGCGCUCGUGCACGCCUUCCGCGACGACCCGCGCGUCCUGCUCGGACACAUGGCGUGCAUGGUGGAGACGGACGAGGCGAGCGCGGACACGGACGAGGUGCCGGAGGAGACGAUCACGUUCCUGUACAAGCUGUCGGCGGGCGCGUGCCCCAAGUCGUACGGGUUCAACGCGGCGCGGCUGGCGGGCGUGCCGCGGGACGUGACGGCGCGCGCGCGGCGCGUGGCGCGCGCACUGGAGCGGGACGCGCGGGAGGCGCGCGCGCGCCGCGACGCCGCCGCGCUCGUGCGCUGUCGCCGCGCCGACGACAUGCGCGCGCUGCUCGCCGGCUUGACUAUU
Molecule: messenger RNA, 3369 nt
Organism: Brenthis ino (lesser marbled fritillary)
Lineage: Eukaryota; Metazoa; Arthropoda; Insecta; Lepidoptera; Nymphalidae
Source: the annotation of a GenBank genome assembly